Messenger RNA from Metopolophium dirhodum (rose-grain aphid), 3009 nucleotides. It is a transcript of the gene CrebB, whose product is annotated as cyclic AMP-responsive element-binding protein 1. Gene Ontology annotation, molecular function: protein binding; RNA polymerase II cis-regulatory region sequence-specific DNA binding; DNA-binding transcription factor activity, RNA polymerase II-specific. Gene Ontology annotation, biological process: regulation of transcription by RNA polymerase II. The coding region runs from base 485 to 1303 and encodes 272 amino acids. The transcript is spliced from 8 exons. Gene Ontology annotation, cellular component: transcription regulator complex; nucleus. NCBI's taxonomy places the organism in Eukaryota, Metazoa, Arthropoda, Insecta, Hemiptera, Aphididae. The record is from RefSeq and is a predicted model, not a curated record.
GAAGGGCAUAACGCAAAAAAAAACGUCGACGGCGUAGAUCGUAUAAGUGGUAGAGGAGGGCGGCCGCGGCUUGCGGCAUCGGCGGCGGUGCGCCUGUGCCACGGGUCGAUUGUUGGCGGCGGAGUACGACGAGCGCCUCCCUUCCACGUCCCCCGCCCGUACAUUGCUACACGCUAGAGUGUACGGCGUGCGCGGCGGUGACGGACGACGACGACGACGAUCGUGACGGAGGCGGCGGCGGCGGCAUGUUCGGUUGUGGUAGUGGCCGGCGGCGGUGAGGGCGCGGUGUUAGUCGGCGCGGCCGCCGUGUUCCUGUUUUGAUGACGCAGAAUUCCGUGCGCGCCGCCCGCACCCCACUCCGCCGUCAGACGUCAUUUGACGUGGCUGCUACGUAGCACUCGCUCGGGCCAGUCGGAUCGCAGGACCAAGCUCUCGUACGACGUAACAUUGUGACUGCUGGACGUAACGACGAUCCGAUCGUGUUAUGGACGGUAUGGUAGAAGAAAAUGGGACUGGCGGUUCAGUUGACGCCCUCGUCUCGCAGGGUACUGGCAGUCCUAUCGUUGUCACGUCGGUGCACUCAGUCAUCCAGGCGAACCAACAGUCAGUCAUCCAGACUGCAACGCAAGGCACCAUGCUCACCAAAGGCAAUGUUAUAUUGCUAAGCAAGCCGAAUUCAGUUAUACAAACCCCUCAAGGAAAUAUACAAACUCUUCAGGUUGUUGAAGCCGGUAGUGAUGAAAGCUUAUCGGCAAACGAGGAUAGCCCAAAAAGAGGACGCCACGAUGCUUUAACGAGAAGGCCGUCCUAUCGGAAGAUCUUGAAUGAUAUCGCAGGCGGAAAAGUUGAAUCAUCCGGUUCAGAUUGUGAUUCAAAUCUUGACAGUGAAUUAUCUUCAAAUUCAUUGUCUGCUCAUUACCAAACUGUUCCUCCAGCAAUUCAGUUAAGUAGCCAAGGUGAAAUGCAUAAUAUACCAACAUUAACAAUGUCAAAUACAACUUCCACUGGUGGUGGUACUAUAUUACAGUAUGCGAGUCAGGAUGGACAAUUUUUUGUACCUGUUGUUACCCAAGGAGGGAGUUCCACUUUAAAUACAAGUUCUUUGGUACCUGAAGACCAAGUUAAAAAACGUGAAAUGAGGCUAUUAAAAAAUAGAGAAGCAGCAAGAGAAUGUAGACGAAAAAAGAAAGAAUAUAUUAAAUGCUUGGAAAACCGAGUAUCUGUAUUAGAAAAUCAGAAUAAAGCACUAAUUGAAGAGUUAAAAGCGCUAAAAGAACUUUAUUGCCAAACAAAGACUGAAUAGAAAUAGUUUUUGAAUCUUCAAAUUUAAGAGAAAAAACAAAGUACCAGUCAUGACCAAAAUUGCAUGCUUAAAGUGAUAUUUUCAAAAAUCUUGUAAGCUCAUUUUAACUUAUAUAAUAUGUUUUAAUCUUUUGGUUAUGUUUGGAAUUACGUAAUUUUUAAAAAUGGUUUAUUUUUGUUAUAUCCAAGAAAUUAGUAAAAGGGUCAAUUGUGCAGUUAAAUGAGUGGCCAAUUCCGUGUAAACGAUUAUUUUAGUGCAUAAUUGUCUACUACAUGACAUCACAGUAAUUUUUUUUUUAAUAUUUUCAACGAAUUCAUGAGCUUUUGUAUUAUCUAAGCAGUGACAUAAUUUUAUAUUCUAGUGAAAUUUGAAACUAAAAAAAAAUAGAUUCUUUUCACAAUUAGUAUUGGCAAACUUUUUUUUAAGUGUCAAUCAAAAGAAUUUAUGCGGUAAUUAAUGGGGUUUGUUCUAAAUUUAAAUUAUUUUUUCCCUUAAAUUUACUUGUUAAAAUGUACUAUCCAGGUUUGGUUAUGAUAAAUGGAAUGGACUAUUUUUUUAAACAUACAAUUCUCAAAAUAUUAAGUUACCUGUAUCAUUGAUUGGAUAUAUGUAUAUUUAAUCAAUACCUGUAUGGUUAUUUCGAUUUAAGAUAAUAUAUAGAUAGGUUGGUUUAUUUUAUGUACUCAGAUAUAUUUACCAUUUUUUUAAGCAUUGAUAUUUGCCAUAAUUUUAUUUUAUAACCAUCAAUUUAUGAGUUUUACAGUUUGUUGAAAAAAAUGGUGUUAAUAAAUGAUAUUUUACAGGGGAAACAUAAUUAAUGUUUCAAAAAUAGAGAUUAAUUUUUUAUUAUUUAAAUAAUUAUAUUAAUUUAUAGAAUAAAAGUAAGGUUUUAUUAAUACUUAAAACAUUAUGCUGAAACAGCCUAAACAGUGAUAAUGUUUCACAGAAAUGAGACUAAAAUGUAUUGCUUACUUCCAAGUUAAUUGAAACUUUUUUUCAUAUAAUUAUAACUUGAAUAAUUCUAUAAAUUAGUUGAAAAUUAACCCCUGUUUGAUGUUAAUUUUGGAAUUGACUACCAUUUAUCAUUUAACAAAAGUUGAAGAACUCUUUUGUGUAUACAUAUUCUAUAUAAUAUAUCUCGGUAUAAUUGUUAAAACGGAACAAUAAAAUAUUUUGGUAGAAAUUAGAUAUUUUUAAUUUGUUUAGUGUAAAUAGUUAUUUUAGAUUUGUUUUAUUAUUAUUAUUUUUAAAUGUAAAUUGAGCAUAAACUUGUAAUUUUUUUAAUGUAAAUUUGUUGUCUAUUAGAAAAAGAUUAUUUAUGAAUAUAUUAUGAAUUUGUUAAAUAUUGUGUAUGGUGUAUAAUCGAUAAUCAUGUUUCAUGUAUAUAUUUAUAUAUAAUAUGAUAAUGAUAAAUAUUUUUAAUACUAUUUUGAUAAAAAAAAAAUCCGUUGAAAUUUAAAAUGGAUACAUUGUGUGUUUAACUGUUUAUAUAAAUGUAGACUAGAUGGUUGAACUUCUUUAAUCUGAACUCUGAAAAUAAACCAAAGAUAAAGAAGCUAUAACCAAUUUUUUUACCAAACAAAUUUUUGAUUAUUUUAAAUUUGUUAAAUAGAUGACUAAUUUAUAUUAUAAUUUAUUUUGUUUAUUUUGUUAUUUUUAGUUUGUUUAAAUCUUUGUUCAGAUAAAGGGUUAAUGUUGUUAUGGUA